Molecule: messenger RNA, 819 nt
Organism: Penicillium olsonii
Lineage: Eukaryota; Fungi; Ascomycota; Eurotiomycetes; Eurotiales; Aspergillaceae
Source: the annotation of a GenBank genome assembly
AUGGACCAGAGUAACAAUCCGAGCGAGGGCUUGAAGGAGCAGGCUGGGGGGCAGAAGAGAAAUGCCUUCACGGAGCUCAUGGGACCCAGAAACAAACAACCAAAGCCCGUAACAAAAGCUCCUUCGGAUCGCAACGCGGUCAAAGGCAAAGCCACGUUCGGCGCCCGAGAUGGACUGGGUGCUUAUAUUGACAAGCCUGAAAAAUACCCCCCUGAUGUUAUGGUCUACCAUAGUGAAGAUUUUGUGGCGAUCCAUGACAUGUUCCCCAAGUCUUCAUUACACCUUCUCCUCCUUCCCCGAGAUGGGACCAAAACGCGCCUCCACCCAUUCGAUGCCUUCGAAGAUGCCGAAUUUUUGGUGAAGGUCAAGGAGGAAGCCUACAAGCUUCGCACUUUGGCAGCCGGAGAGUUGAGGCGCAAGUAUGGGAAAGAUUCUGCUCAGGAGCAGGCGAGGCAGGCAGCGCUGAGCGCUGACCCGCCGCCGGAUGAGCUGCCGCAAGGCCGCGAUUGGGAGCAAGAGGUCAUCGUCGGCGUCCAUGCAGUGCCAUCUAUGAACCACUUACACGUCCAUGUGCUAUCGGUGGACAGAUACAGUGCCCGCCUGAAACACCGCAAACACUAUAAUAGCUUUUCAACGCCAUUCUUCGUGCCGAUUGAUGACUUCCCAUUGGCGCCUGAUGACGAACGACGGCGGCCGACUGAAACAGGUUAUCUCAAGCGGGACUUCGUCUGCUGGCGUUGUGGAAAGGUGUUUGGCAGUCGAUUCGCCGAAUUGAAGCAACAUCUAGAGCAGGAGUUUGCGGAUUGGAAGAGACUGUGA